This is a messenger RNA of Penicillium angulare, 357 nucleotides long. RefSeq lists its product as uncharacterized. Gene Ontology annotation, molecular function: protein binding. Lineage: Eukaryota; Fungi; Ascomycota; Eurotiomycetes; Eurotiales; Aspergillaceae. Bases 1 to 357 code for a protein of 118 amino acids. The record is from RefSeq and is a predicted model, not a curated record. The transcript has a single exon.
AUGGCCCCGACAACCUUUCUCUCCUGCCCAGAAGAAAUUCUGCUCAUGAUCGCCAAGAAGCUGGACUUUGCAGAUCUUCGGAAAGUCUGCUUUGUCAAUAAGAGGCUACAGGCCGAAGCUCAGUCAUUGCUUUACUCCCACAUACAAUGGGCAUACAACAAAUCGCAAAGCCCUUCGAUCGCUCAGUUUUUGCGAACCUUGAUACGCCGGCCCGAUUUAGCUGAGUGCAUCGAAACAAUCCCUUUAGAGGGUGACGAUGGCUUUGGACAGCGCAGAGGGGUUUAUCGCGCGGAGAACAACAAGAAGCCACAUUCUACAAUCGAUAACAAUGUUGUCUUGGAAGGGAUGGUUGAGUAG